GAUACAGCAAUCUCAAUUCCAAGACACACCCCAAACAUGUACAAAUCCACUAGUUCACGCGUUGCAUUGUAUAGAUGCAACCAAUUCGUGCGUUGUCAACUGACUGCAACCACUGAAGCAGUUAAAAAAUACCAUGGAGACGAUGUAGAAUAUGGUCUGUUAUCCAAGGCACAAAGAGCAUUUCUUGAUAGAGUUAUCAGAGUAGAUCAAGCGGGUGAACUUGGAGCAAAUUACAUCUAUUACGGUCAGUAUACAGUUCUUGCUGCCAGAUUCCCCCAAUUGAAACCCGUUUUGCAACACAUGUGGGAUCAAGAAAUCCAUCAUCAUAAUACAUUCAAUAAACUUCAAACGGAACGCCGAGUACGGCCUUCAUUACUCACACCCCUUUGGAAAGUGGGUGCGUUUGGAAUGGGUGUUGGUACGGGUCUCUUGGGAAAGGAGGCUGCUAUGGCAUGCACAGUUGCGGUGGAAACCGUCAUUGGUGGCCAUUAUAAUCAACAAUUACGAGUCUUGAUGAAUCAAUAUGAUAUCCCAGUCUAUGACAAAAUCACUGGGAAAAUUAUUGAAAAUCCUGACAUGGAAAUUCAAGAAUCACCUGAGUUAGCUAAUCUUAAACAUCUCAUCAGUACUUUCAGAGAUGAAGAAUUAGAACAUCUUGAUACUGCCAUUGAAAACGAUGCUGAAAAGGCCGUUCCAUAUAUGUUAUUGACAGAAGCUAUCAAGUUGGUAUGUAGAAGUGCCAUUUGGACUGCUGAAAGAGUUUAAUAUAGAUGAAGAUAUGAAGAUAUGACUUA
[Candida] anglica is the source of this 794-nucleotide messenger RNA. The record is from the annotation of a GenBank genome assembly. Lineage: Eukaryota; Fungi; Ascomycota; Pichiomycetes; Serinales; Debaryomycetaceae.